Hippoglossus stenolepis (Pacific halibut) is the source of this 1466-nucleotide messenger RNA. RefSeq names its product c-Myc-binding protein. Gene Ontology annotation, cellular component: nucleus. The transcript is spliced from 5 exons. The coding region runs from base 760 to 1074 and encodes 104 amino acids. Gene Ontology annotation, biological process: regulation of DNA-templated transcription. NCBI's taxonomy places the organism in Eukaryota, Metazoa, Chordata, Actinopteri, Pleuronectiformes, Pleuronectidae. Gene Ontology annotation, molecular function: transcription coactivator activity. The record is from RefSeq and is a predicted model, not a curated record.
GCUAGUUUAUAUUUUGCUGUGGAAUUAUUUAAUAUUUCAUUAAAAUUGUUUAAAACAAAGCAAAUUCAAAGUGGCUGGUUUGUGGCGUUAGCAGCAGAUGGCGCCAUAAAUCCACGAGAGUUAAUUUGAGACUGGUUUAUUUUAUUUCAUAAGAAUUUGUACACAUUUCAGCAAUAAGAUGCAACAGUGUAUAAGAUAAGAUAAGAUACAACUUUAUUAGUCCCACAGAGGGGGGAUUUGCAACGUUACAGAGGGCAGUCAGGAAUAAACAUUAAAGUAAUAAGUAGCGUGCAAUAAUUAUAAUGUAAGGAUAUAUAAGAAAGAUGUUAAAAAUAUAAAUUGAGUAAGAACUAACACAUAAAGGGUAAAUAGAAUAUGUACAGUGUGAACAUAUUUGUUUUCAUGUUAAAGUUUUGUAUAGGGUUGGGUAAUAAAAAAGUAUCAAUAAUAUUUGCAUUUUGAUAUAUAUAUAUAUAUUGAUAACAUGCUUAAACACAGUGGUGGAGGAAGUAGUCAAACAUUUUGCUUAAGGAAAAGUACAAAUAAAUUAACAGUAUUAUCUGUAAAUAGCACAUUAGCCUUUUCUUCUGCAGUGGUCAGCGCUGGCUAAUGUCUGACACGUUGUUAUUUUUUCCGAGGAGCACCUGAAGGCAUCAGACGUUGCCGACAAACGAAAGUGAACUUUUCCUGCUCGCUGCCACUUUAUCCUGAGAGAGAACCGACAUUAAACCCUGAACACGGUGUGCAACCUGUCUCAUCAUGGCGCACUACAGAGCUCCAGACACCAAGAGGGAGCAGUUCCGCAGAUACUUGGAGAAGGCUGGUGUUGUUGACAGCCUCACCAGUGUACUCGUGUCUUUGUAUGAACAACCUGAAAGACCCGGCAAUGCUCUGGAAUUUGUGAAGCAGCAUCUGGGAGCUGUAGGCCAGACCUCGGCCGACACCGAGCCUCUGCAGCAGGAGGUGAUUGACCUGAGGCAGAGGUGUGCACGUCUGGCAGAGGAAAACAAAGACCUCAAAACAAAGCUGCAGCGCUAUGAAGCUGCGUCAGAAGGUGGAGCCACAGCUGAAUAGACCACAGCAGAGAUUUGGUUGAUAUACCUGCACUUUAGAUUUCAAGACAACACAACACUUUCAUGAGACAGCCAAUAGUUGUUUAAUGUAACCUUGCUGUUUUUUUUGUUGUAAAUCUUAGUUUCUACUCUAAUUCUUAGAAUGUGACUUAUUCUCUACAUGUACAUAAGUUGGUCUUCUUUUUUACAAGACAUUACAUCAUUGUUUCAGAGGCCUAUUGAAAAGGUUCCAUAAAUAGUAUUUGGUUAAAUUACUGACAGUAUAUAUAUAUUUUUUCAGUUAUGGUUCAGAGGCACAAACAGUGUGUGACCUGUUUAAACUUUAUUUUGAAAAGUCUGCUGUGAGUGAACUGUUCUAAAAAGCUGUAAAAUAAAGCACAAUAUUGUAAUUAA